Didymosphaeria variabile is the source of this 996-nucleotide messenger RNA. RefSeq lists its product as uncharacterized. The coding region runs from base 1 to 996 and encodes 331 amino acids. The record is from RefSeq and is a predicted model, not a curated record. Gene Ontology annotation, molecular function: peroxidase activity. The transcript is spliced from 5 exons. Lineage: Eukaryota; Fungi; Ascomycota; Dothideomycetes; Pleosporales; Didymosphaeriaceae.
AUGAAUAAGGUGUUCGGAAUGGGUGUCGACCUCGCCACUGCGCUGGCUGUGAUGGGUACAGUCUGGGUCGGAAACCCACUCUCGUUAAGCCCAGGUUUCUCCAUUGGCGGACCAACGUCUAAAUCUUCCAACAUCUUAGGGAAUCUGGUAGGACUGCUUGGAGCGCCACAGGGUAUCAAGUAUUCCCACAAUUUCAUCGAGUCGGACUCUUCGCCAACGCGAAAUGACUUGUACACGACUGGAAACGCCUGGACGAUGAACAUCUCCCUUUUUGAAGACCUUUACGGAAGGGCUGAUGCCACGACUGGAAUGAUCGAGUUCGAGACAAUUGCAGAGUUCGCUAAGGUCCGGUUCCACGAAACAGUCGCUGAGAAUCCCAACUUCUAUUAUGGCCCAUUCACCGGUAUGAUCGCCAGGAAUGCUGGGUAUCUGUUCACUGCGAGGAUCUUCCGGAAUCAUUCCAUAUCUCACCCAGAGGGCGAUUUGACAAAGGAAAUCCUGAAGAGUUUCUUCGCGGUUACCGAAGAUGGAUCGGGGGGAUUGAGCUACAACGAAGGAUGGGAGAGAAUCCCCGAAAACUGGUAUAAGACGCCAGUUGACUAUGGCCUGGUGCAGUUGAAUCUCGAUAUUGUCGCUCUAGCUUCUUUGCACCCUGAGCUCGCUAGCAUUGGCGGCAACACCGGAACAGUAAACAGCUUUACUGGCGCAGACAUCUCAAAUAUCACCGGCGGCAUACUCAACGUCCGGACUCUUCUCUCGGGCAAUAACCUUCUUUGUCUGGCCUUCGAAGUGAUCAAGACCGUAUCGCCAGAUGCACUGUCAACAAUUUACAAGACGCUAGCUGUGCCGUUACAGAUGAUCACGGAUGCUCUCGCCGCACCGCUGCUAGAUCUCGCAUGUCCUGCCUUCGAGGACAUGCAGUUGGGAGGUACAGAUAUCUUCAAAGAAUUUGCUCAACUUUAUCCUGGAGCGAACCGAACUGGUGGGGCAAUUUAA